Arthroderma uncinatum is the source of this 570-nucleotide messenger RNA. RefSeq lists its product as uncharacterized. The transcript has a single exon. The record is from RefSeq and is a predicted model, not a curated record. Lineage: Eukaryota; Fungi; Ascomycota; Eurotiomycetes; Onygenales; Arthrodermataceae. Bases 1 to 570 code for a protein of 189 amino acids.
AUGUCGCAAACCGCCCAAAAGCGAGCAGAAGAUUUCAAGCAGUUCAAGCACUAUGCUGCUCUCGCAUUUCUCGUCGCCGCGCCAGUGAUCAUUGCUUUACCUCCUCGAAAAUUCGAUCUCUACACUGCCUCGCUAGGUGCAGCAUUCAUCGUCUCCGCAAACCACAUCGCCACUGAACGAACAGGCAAAGGGAUCGUAUCACAUAUGGCUAGCUACUUACCAACAAAAAAACCAGGCAUAUUCAGAGACCUACCCACUGAUAAAGCCGAAGAGCUGAGUGUACGGAUGCAGCUUGCGAAGGUACAAGAGAGGGAACUAGAAAAGCUGAGAGGGGACGCGGUUGUUGAUGAAAAUGAGAUUGGUUUGAAGGGCGUGGCCAAAAAGAUAUGGAUGGGCAAUGAGACAGAAGGGUGGGAAGAGAGGAGGUUAGAAGAAGAGAGAAAAGCCCUGGCAGAGGGGAAAGGAUACGCUGAUUUAAUAUUGGACUACGUGAAAGAAGCCUGGAGGAUGGACGAGGGUGACAAGGAAGGAGUGAAAAACAAGGAAGAAGAGAAGGAUAAGACGAGGUAA